GUUGUCAUUAUUUUGAUAGAUAGUUUGCAACAUUGAAAGUGCACGCGCCGUGCUUUUUCGGGAGUUUGCUGUUGCCGUAAUGGAGGUAUUGAGGGAAUGUUGAAAAUUUAAAUUAAAUUUAAGAUGGUCUCCCCGAAAGCAGUUAUUGGAAUAUGUGCGGGUGUGUCGGCAACACUUUUUAUAGGGUACUGUAUUUAUUUUGACAAGCAGAGACACAAUGACCCUGACUUCAAGAAAAAACUACGCCAAAGGCGACGGGCUAGAAAGGCAACCGCUGCAUCCGGGAAACCAGCAUCCACGGUGUUCCCGGACAUGAAGGACCACGAAGCAGUACAGAAAUUUUUCUUGCAAGAGAUUCAACUGGGAGAAGAAUUGUUGGCUGCAGGUGACCUUGAGGAUGGCGUAGAUCAUCUAGGAAACGCAGUAGCAGUGUGCGGACAGCCGAACGAUCUGCUGCAAGUGUUGCAGCAAACGCUCCAACCGAACGUGUUCCAUUUACUCAUCCAAAGACUGCCUGCUGUGGCACCUCGUCUAAUGAAAGCACAAUCUGCACCAAGCGCUUCCCUACAGGAGGAUGAUGUGGAGUAAAUAUGGAUACGCCUUUACUAGUCUCACCUCGUUAGACCGUUCUUGAAUUUAUUCACCUAUGUUAUGCAUCGUUAAAUAAAACGGAUAUAUCGAGCAAUACCCAACUAAUUUUGUUUUGUAUGUUUUUAAGAUAUUCUCGUAUUAAAAUUAAAACAUU
Molecule: messenger RNA, 745 nt
Organism: Leptinotarsa decemlineata (Colorado potato beetle)
Lineage: Eukaryota; Metazoa; Arthropoda; Insecta; Coleoptera; Chrysomelidae
Product: mitochondrial import receptor subunit TOM20 homolog B
Biological process (GO): protein targeting; tRNA import into mitochondrion; protein import into mitochondrial matrix
Cellular component (GO): mitochondrial outer membrane translocase complex
Molecular function (GO): transmembrane protein transporter activity
Source: RefSeq, a predicted model, not a curated record